Messenger RNA from Schistocerca cancellata (South American locust), 1053 nucleotides. Its product is annotated as dendritic arbor reduction protein 1-like. NCBI's taxonomy places the organism in Eukaryota, Metazoa, Arthropoda, Insecta, Orthoptera, Acrididae. Bases 1 to 1053 code for a protein of 350 amino acids. Gene Ontology annotation, molecular function: DNA-binding transcription factor activity, RNA polymerase II-specific; RNA polymerase II cis-regulatory region sequence-specific DNA binding. Gene Ontology annotation, biological process: regulation of transcription by RNA polymerase II. The record is from RefSeq and is a predicted model, not a curated record. The transcript has 4 exons.
AUGCGCGACGUGCUGCAACAGGAGAUGGCGGGGGCGGGGGCUGGCUAUGUGACGAGCGAGCUGGACGCGCUGCUGUGCCGGCCGGAGCUGGACCGGCUGCGCUGUCUGGACGUCGAGCCGGACGUGAAGCGCGAGUCGCCGCUGCCCCACCACCACCACCACCAUCCCCCGCACCACCACCACCAUCACCACCACCACCACCACCACCACGGGCUCCACCACCACGACCCGUACCUCGAGUCGUCGCCGGCGCCGGCGCCCGCCCCCAGUGACUCGCCGGUGGGUCACCCGUCGGGGGCGGGCGCGCUGGCCGCCGCCUUCUCGUUGGCCACCGCCCCCGCAGCCGCCCCCGACGACGACGUCUUCCUGAGGCCGGCGAUCUGGGAGGACAUCACCUCCAGCAUCCAGAAGCUGGACCCCGAGAACGCUGAGAUGCUCGCCGCCGCCAUCGUCAAGAUGGAGUCCCCGGACGACAUGGACCGGCUGCAGGUGCCGCUCCACCCCAGCUACUUCCAGCCGCAGCCGGCGCACCACCGACUGCAACCUCAGUCGCAGCCCCAGCAGCAGGCGGGGGCGGCAGUGGUGGUGGGGGCGGUCCCCGCGGCCGCGCCGGCGCCGGCGCCGUCGCUGUCCUACAAGCUGGCCGGCGUCGCCGCCUCCGUCUCCGGCUCCCCCUCUUGCUCCGCCUCUGCGCCCGCCCCCGGCUCGUCCGUCCCCGCCCCCACCCCCGCCCCCGGGCUGCUGCCGCGGCAGUUCGCGCCGCCGCCCACGCCGCCCGCGUCGGAUCCCGGCUCCCCCGGCGCGCGCCGCACGCCGCCGCCUCCCUACCCUGCGCAGGCGCAGGCGCCGCACCCGCAGCCGCCCCCGCAGCCUCCGCCUCCACCUGCAGCCACGGUGCUGGCGGCUGCAGCCACCCCUACGCCAAAGUACAACCGACGGAACAACCCAGAGCUCGAGAAGAGGCGGAUCCACCACUGCGACUACAUCGGUUGCACCAAGGUCUACACGAAGAGCUCCCACCUCAAGGCGCACCAGCGGAUACACACAGGUUAG